Messenger RNA from Rhinocladiella mackenziei CBS 650.93, 1053 nucleotides. RefSeq lists its product as uncharacterized. NCBI's taxonomy places the organism in Eukaryota, Fungi, Ascomycota, Eurotiomycetes, Chaetothyriales, Herpotrichiellaceae. Gene Ontology annotation, cellular component: cytoplasm; cytosol. The coding region runs from base 1 to 1053 and encodes 350 amino acids. The record is from RefSeq and is a predicted model, not a curated record. Gene Ontology annotation, molecular function: hydrolase activity; carboxy-lyase activity. Gene Ontology annotation, biological process: secondary metabolic process. The transcript is spliced from 3 exons.
AUGCCCGGAGUCAUCGCCAUCGAAGAAGCAACCAUCGACCCAGGCUCGGUGCCUACCAUCGAAGAAACAAUUCGCUACCUCCUGCCUGGCUCUCACGUGGACAUCAAAGCCGCCGUAGCGGGGCACGCAAAGAAACUCCUCGAUAUCCACGAUGAGAGGUUGCGGACCAUGGACGAAGAGGGCGUCGAAUUCAUGCUCUUCUCGCACACCUCGCCCGGCCCCCAAGGCCAGAUUGACCCGAAAAUCGCGGAGGGCAUGGCAACCCGCUCGAAUGACUGGUUGAGCGGCGAAGUGAGGAAGAACCCCAAGCGUUUCGGCGCCCUCGCUGCACUGAGUAUGCAUGACCCUGUCCAAGCAGCGAAGGAACUGACUAGGGCCGUGAAGGAACUGGGCAUGUUCGGGGGGUUGGUCAAUGAUUACCAGUCCUUUGGCUCGGAGGGCGACGGCCGAUUGUAUUAUGACACGAAAGAAUAUGAUACGUUCUGGAAGACGGUUGAGGAAUUAGAUGUGCCGAUUUAUUUUCAUCCGAGGUACCCGUCGCCAGCGGAGAUGAGGCCAGAAGGGAAGUAUGCACAUAGAGGUUGGCUGCUGGGAGCGGGCGUUCAGUUUCAUUUGGACCUCAGCUGGCACAUUUAUGCAGUGUGCUCCUCUGGAGUCUUCGACCGCUUCCCUAAAGUACAAAUAAUAGCUGGACACCUUGGCGAAAACAUACCCUUCAAUCUACACCGGGCAGAUCACUGGCUAAACCAGCCGUCCAAACGUGCUUCUCGUCCCUGCAUCCACGAUUAUACCUACUACUUCCGUCACAAUGUACACAUCACGACGUCUGGGAACUUCUGGACGCCCGGUUUGAAGCUGUGCGUUAAUGUUUUGGGGCCAGAGAGGUGCUUGUUUGCGAUCGAUACGCCGUAUGAGCGGACUGAGGAGGGGAUGGAGUGGUGGAGAAGUGUGAGCUUUGAUAAUGAUGACGAGAGAAGCCCAGGGGAGAAGAUUAAGGAAAUGAUUGGGAGAGGGAAUGCGAUCAAGUUAUUUCGGUUACCAUUAGACCCCUGA